Messenger RNA from Botrytis porri, 492 nucleotides. RefSeq lists its product as uncharacterized. The coding region runs from base 1 to 492 and encodes 163 amino acids. The transcript is spliced from 2 exons. The record is from RefSeq and is a predicted model, not a curated record. NCBI's taxonomy places the organism in Eukaryota, Fungi, Ascomycota, Leotiomycetes, Helotiales, Sclerotiniaceae.
AUGGUAAGAUGGAAGGGUCGCGAUAUUGACCACGAAAAUGGUGGAGAUGCUGAGGAUUACUUACUUUGGACGAUUGACACUUGGAAUUAUCUGCUUGAAAGGCCUGUGAAAAUCAUCGAAGUUUGCUUUCUGUGCUGGACUGGAAUUUCGAGUAACCUUGAUUUCAAGGGAAAUCAAGGAGGAUGCAAGUGCAUUCUUUUAUAUGAAGGCUUUGGAGUACUCACAAUAGAAUCAAAAGCAGAUUACUUUUCUCGCAAAGCGACAAGUAUCAAAAAAAAGUGUGAUUGGUAUUGUCGUUGCUGGAAGUGUAUUGUGCAAAUUCUUCUCAAAAUUUGGAAUUGUGGUCGAAAGUGGUUAUUGUGCGAAAGAACAAUAAAGUUGAAAUAUUAUAAUCAGAUUGCUAGACAGCAACAAGGCCCGACUACCACAACUUUAGCCGAGCCAAUAGCUGUUCGAGAAAGUCAGGGCUUUCAACGUCAGGUUUUCUUGUAG